GGAAGGCAGUGACAAACAAAGAGCCGUUGGAUCAACUUACCAGUCCCAGCGAAAAACAAUUGCAGCCCUGGAGCGCCUGCGACGAAACUCGAAAGCUACGUUCGGCUAAGCUGCCAUAGUCCUUGGAUCCACUCAGAGAGCCUGAGCUUUGUUGGAAGCAGCAUGGCGGAUGAACCUAAUUCAGUCAGAGCAAAUGAGAAAAAUCUUGAAUGUAAUAAUUGCAAGAAGCGGGAAGGGGAAUUUGAGGACUUUGAUUUGAAUCUAAAGAAGUCGAGAGCCAAAGCAGUGAGUGUUGAAAAUGUGGAGAAGGCAGAAGAGACCCUUAAUGCUUUGGAUCCUGCUGGUGGUCAAGUAGAUCAUAUAUCAGAUGUUUCAAAUGAUGGAGCCAAGGACUUUCGGGUAUGUAACCAAAAUGGUUCUUCUGAUGGUACGCGAGGUGUGAGGGAGAUGGGUUUUGUCAUUGAAGCAGAUGCUGCGGAAGAUAAGGGUUCUAGGCACACAAUGGAGGAUGCUUGGGUUUUGCUUCCAGAUGCAAGCUUGGAGUUUCCAGGGAAACUAAGAUGUGCACAUUUUGCAAUUUACGAUGGACAUGGAGGUCGGUUAGCUGCUGAAUAUGCACAGAAACAUUUACAUGUAAAUGUUCUUUCAGCAGGCUUACCACGUGAGUUGUUGGACGUAAAAGCUGCUAAAAAGGCUAUAGUUGAUGGCUUUCGGAUAACCGACAAGUCACUUAUUCAGGAAAGUACUGCAGGGGGAUGGCAGGAUGGUGCUACAGCUGUAUGUGUUUGGAUAUUAGGACAAACUGUUUUUGUUGCUAAUAUUGGAGAUGCAAAAGCAGUGGUUGCACAGUUACCAAAUGCUGAUGGAUUGUGGAAACAUGAAGAUCAUGUCAAAUCAUUAAAAGCCAUUGUCUUGACGAGAGAACACAAAGCCAUUUAUCCACAAGAACGUGCUCGCAUUCAAAAAGCUGGUGGCGUGGUGGGUUCAAAUGGAAGAUUACAGGGGCGGCUUGAAGUUUCUAGAGCCUUCGGAGAUCGCCAGUUCAAGAAGUUUGGUGUUGUUGCAAUCCCAGAUGUUCAUUCUUUUGAUCUUACAGACAGAGAGUGCUUCGUUAUUCUUGGUUGUGAUGGCCUGUGGGGAGUUUUUGGACCAAGUGAUGCUGUUGAUUUUGUUCAGAAGAUGUUGAUAGAGGGCCUACCCGUGUCAACUGUGAGCCAUCGUCUUGUAAGAGAAGCAGUUCGUGAACGGCGCUGCAAAGAUAACUGUACUGCAGUUGUUAUAGUCUUCAAGCGCAUGUAAGCAUCAAUCCAAAGAGGAAAUUCUUUCUAUCAGAUAGCACUAGCAAGGAUUUUCCAUAUUUAAUUUUUACACUAAGAGUGUCAUUGAAAGCAUGAAUGCAUUUUCAAAAUGCCCUGUAACCACAGCUAAAUAAGACAGUGCUCUGAUUUGGCAUAGUCAAUUGGGCAAUUCUCCAACAGAUGAACUGCCUAAGUUUACCUGGGUAACCACAAUCUACCGUAUUUGGAAGGCUAGAGACAAGAUUCUAUAUAAAGGGGCAGAGUAGAACUAUAAUAUUUAUGGCUGAUCAAUCCAUCCAAGAUGUUAAAUCAAUAUCUCAAGCCUCUGGAAUUUCAGUUUGUAAAGAUACUAUGUACUAAAACACUCUUGUGCAUUCCCUCUAUUCUUCAUAAGAUUCUUAUCAUUUUCCAAAAACAAAUUACCCACUCUAUUAACUGCAUCACGGCUCCCACGAUUUUUAUAUUGAUAUUGGCCUUUCCAAA
Messenger RNA from Malania oleifera, 1781 nucleotides. Its product is annotated as probable protein phosphatase 2C 8. Gene Ontology annotation, biological process: protein dephosphorylation. The transcript is spliced from 12 exons. The coding region runs from base 163 to 1299 and encodes 378 amino acids. Gene Ontology annotation, molecular function: protein serine/threonine phosphatase activity. The record is from RefSeq and is a predicted model, not a curated record. NCBI's taxonomy places the organism in Eukaryota, Viridiplantae, Streptophyta, Magnoliopsida, Santalales, Ximeniaceae.